AAAGAAAUAAUAUCUACAGAACUCGAGUUCUCUCUUCUGCUACGGUGGAAUUCUCUCUCUCUCUAAAAUCAUCGGAAAUGGUUCUGUUGGUGACGGACCCUCUCUCUCAGCUAAGCUUGCCACCCGGUUUUCGGUUUUAUCCGACCGACGAAGAGCUCAUGGUUCAGUAUUUGUGCCGGAAAGUCGCCGGACAUCAAUUUACCCUUCAAAUCAUUGGAGACAUUGAUUUAUACAAAUUCGAUCCUUGGGUUCUACCCAGUAAGGCGAUAUUUGGAGAGAAGGAAUGGUACUUCUUUAGCCCAAGAGAUCGGAAGUACCCAAAUGGGUCAAGGCCUAAUAGAGUCGCCGGCUCUGGGUAUUGGAAGGCCACCGGAACUGAUAAGACCAUAACAACACAAGGACGAAAAGUGGGUAUCAAGAAAGCUCUAGUGUUUUACGUGGGUAAAGCACCAAAAGGAACAAAGACCAAUUGGAUUAUGCAUGAGUACAGACUCUCAGAACCUCAAAAAAAAAAUGGAAGUUUAAGGUUGGACGAUUGGGUUUUGUGUCGGAUUUACAAGAAGAAUUCAAGCGGCCAAAAACCCAUAUCUGAUGUCCAAAGCAUAGAACAUAGCCACGGCUCAUGUUCGUCGCCUUCGUCUCAAGUUGACGAAAUGCUCGAGUUCGAGUCUUUGCCGGAAAUUGAUGACCGGUUUUUCACGCUGCCGACAAUGAACUCGCGUAAAGCUAUCCAGCCAGAUGAGAAGCUGAACCUGCAGCGCUUGGGUUCUGGGAACUUUGAUUGGGCAAGUCUAGCUGCAUUUAAUUCCUUGCCGGAAUAUGUCUCCGGCGUUCAGGCUCUGGCGCGUCCAACUCAGGGACAUGUGAAUGACAACAACAAUAAUAACAAUCAAAAUGGCGUUUAUGUUCCUUCUAUUCCACAGAUUUGCCAGGUGGAUUCGAAGUUUGAAAUUUUAGAUGAAGAGAUUCCAAGUGGAUGCAGAACUAUCUCGGCGUACUUCCAACAGAACCCUAACUCAUUCCCUCAAAAUUACCACAACUCGGUUGACCCGUUUGGCAUUGGGUACCCGACUAAGCCCGGAAGCUUUGGGUUUGGGCAGUAAAGAUUAAAACUUAAACUUAAUUAGAAUAAAAAAUUAUUAGGGGUGAAAUGGUCUGUAUAUAUCCGGCAUCGGUAAUACUGUAUUGAUCAAAUUUAAAGAUUAAAUUAAGAGCCAAAUGACAUGGUAGGAUAUUAUUUAGAAUUUUUAUUGGGGUUCAAAUGACAUAAUAUCAAACUAAUUGUCAUGUCAUUUAGGCUCUUAAUUUGAUCUUAAAAUUUGAUUAAUGUAACAUUACUCAUCUGGCAUACUAUUUAGACUGACAUUUGGGCUUUGAGUCCAGACCCGGAAGACAAUUCAUUGUUGGUUGGUUGGUUGAAGCACCAGAAGAGCAAACUUGCCAUUUUUUUCUCUUUAGACUCUGUAUGUUCAAUUUUGACAGAGUACCAAAUUAAAUCUCAUGUUGGGAAUUGGGAUAGCAUAGUAUUUUGAAGUCUGUAUUUUGAACUUGGUGCAAGUAAUUUUAAUCUCUCUCUCUCUCUCCAAGGGUAUUUUGGUGACAUAUUAGGGGACAAAAAUGAAUCAAAUUGUGUAAUUUAAUUGAAUUCGAAUGUAAUAUUAAAUUUUAUUUUAAACGAAUUGACAUAUCUUUGGCUCGUUCAAAAAAAAUUUGGAAGUAGAGAUGGUGAUAGAUCAAAACAGGGGGAGUAAAAAUGUGUACUAUAUAAAUAUUGGUGGCCCUAAAAGUUUCUUUCAAAAAAAAUUUGGAAGUAGA
Ilex paraguariensis (yerba mate) is the source of this 1815-nucleotide messenger RNA. The record is from the annotation of a GenBank genome assembly. Lineage: Eukaryota; Viridiplantae; Streptophyta; Magnoliopsida; Aquifoliales; Aquifoliaceae.